AUGCAAUUCAAGACCCUCGUUCUCCCUGUUUUCGUCGCUACCGCGUCAGCCGGCUAUGUCCAAAUGUGCGGCCCUCAGGGAACAUGCACCGACACCGGUUCUGCCAACAGCAACACCUGUAUCGGCCCAGUUAAUGGCAAUGGAAAAUUCACCUUUCAGGCUCACGACAUGGGUUCUGUCAUGAUGUCCAUUUUCACAGAUAAAGGAUGCUGGGAUAACAAUGUUGCUACGUGUGAUGAUUGCACCAGUGUUAGCUACACUGGACAGGGUCCUGUCUGGGCUAUUUUCCAUUAG
Messenger RNA from Aspergillus pseudotamarii, 294 nucleotides. RefSeq lists its product as uncharacterized. The record is from RefSeq and is a predicted model, not a curated record. NCBI's taxonomy places the organism in Eukaryota, Fungi, Ascomycota, Eurotiomycetes, Eurotiales, Aspergillaceae. Bases 1 to 294 code for a protein of 97 amino acids. The transcript has 2 exons.